AUCCCCAUAUAACAAAGCCAAAAAAUGAAAAGGAAAUUAUAUACAGGUGUUAUCUUUCUCCCGAGGGUUCUCUUUCUUGGAGCCUCUGUAUUGUUUUUCUCCACAUAACCUUAUUACUAUUAUUAAUCCAUAUUAUUCUAGAUCCAUCUUUCAUCUAUCUUCUUGUUUCUUCCCCAAAUUAUUAUUCCUUAAACAUCAUACCAUAUUCUUUCUUCUUGUUCAACAACUCCAAAGUGGGUGUUCUGUUCUUCAAAGACUCAAGAACACCCAUCAAUCAAUGGCUUCUUCAUCACUUUUCAAUACAAACCCAUCAUUUACAUUCAACCCAUUGUUCCAAAAUCACGCCAAGAUUCAAACUUUAUUCAAAUCCAACACACCAAUUAGUUUUAAUUCAGUUAACCAAACAAACCCUUUGAAAUUCUUGAAAAGUAAAACCCCAAAUUGCAGGAACCCUAGAACAACAGAUAUGGUUGACCCUGUUGUGUUUUACCUUAAUAAGUGUAAGAAAAAAGAAAGUGAAAGAAAAGAUGGAAGCUUUAGUGGGAUUCAGGAUUUGUUGAAUCUUUGUGGGUUUGGGUAUUGGAUUCAAGGGUUCAGAUGUUUUCCAUGGCUAGCAUUGAAUUUUCAUAUGGCUAAUAAUUUGAAUAUGAAUCCUUCAACAUUACAGUUGGUGCAAAACUCUGCUAAUCUUCCAAUGGUGGCUAAACCCCUUUAUGGGAUUUUGUCAGAUGCUUUGUUCAUUGGUGGUUCUCAUAGGUUGCCUUAUAUUUCCAUUGGAGUUGUGCUGCAGAUAUUAUCAUGGGGUUCAAUGGCAUUAAUCCCGAUUGCUAGUGAAGCGCUACCGAUUCUCAUGACGUGUGUUCUUCUUAGUAAUCUCGGCGCAGCGAUUACAGAAGUUGCAAAAGACGCGUUAGUUGCAGAAUAUGGUCAAAAAAACAAAAUAAACGGUCUCCAAUCUUACGCCUUCAUGGCUUUAGCCGCUGGUGGAGUUCUAGCCAAUUGUCUAGGCGGUUUUCUUCUGUUAAAAACUCAAAAACUGAAAUCCAUGUUCUUGAUCUUCGCAUCAUUACUCUCGUUCCAACUCGCGUUAUCGUUAAAAACAAAAGAAGAAUCAUUUUGUUUGCCUCGAUCUCCGAACCAUCAUGAAUCAAUCUCGUCAAGUAUCAAGGAACAGUUUUCCGACCUCAUUACGGCGAUUAAGGAUGAUUGUGUAUUAAAGUCGCUUUCAUGGAUUGUAGCUUCUUUUUCCAUGGUACCGAUCUUAUCCGGUUCUUUAUUUUGUUACCAAAUACAAAUCUUGAAUCUCGAUCCCUUCAUAAUUGGGAUGUCGAAAGUUGUCGGGCAAGUACUUCUAUUAGGUGUAACGAUCCUCUACAACCGCUACUUUAAAACCAUCUCGUUUCGGAAGCUAAUCGGGACCGUUCAAAUCCUAUACGCGUGUUCUCUACUUCUCGAUCUUGUUCUUGUGAAGCAAAUAAAUCUUAAACUCGGAAUCCCAAACAACGUCUUUGUUGUUUGUAUUUCGGGUAUAGCGGAAAUAAUCAAUCAGUUCAAGAUUCUACCUUUUCAAGUGCUUUUCGCAAGUUUAGCCCCUGCGGGCUGUGAAGGAUCGCUGAUGUCAUUCUUAGCAUCAGCCCUUUGUUUAUCCUCGAUUUGUAGCGGGUUUUUGGGUGUCGGAAUGGCGUCGUGUCUUGGAAUAACAUCGGUUGAUUAUUCAAACCUUCCUGUAGGGAUUGGUAUACAGUUUUUGGCAGCGUUGGUGCCGGUUUUUUGGAUUCAUAAUGUACCCACGUCACUACCGUCAGAUGAAAAGGAUAAGAAGACGGGUUUAAGUAAAAAGAGGCGAAAGACCCGAAGGGUUGGGAGAGUCGUGUUCAAUAUGGUUUUCGUUUAUCGAAGAGAACGAGAAUCCGAGGCACAGAGGUGAAGAUUACAGAUCAAGAAAAUCUUUAAUAUCAUUAAUUUAAUUUAAUAUAAUUUAAGUUAAGGUAGGUUGAUUUCUUGCUGGGAGUUAAUAUUCACACAUCCCUCCCCUCUAUCUCUCUUUAUACAUACAUAGAUAUAUAUAUAUAUAUAGAGAGAGAGUGAAAAAUGAUGUGAAAAUAAGAUUCAGGGGUGUGAGAAUAGUGGAAGCUUUUUUUAACUUGUGUACAGUUAGCAUACAUGUUAAGAAUGUCAAUUUUUUUCCCUCU
This is a messenger RNA of Helianthus annuus (common sunflower), 2192 nucleotides long. Its product is annotated as probable folate-biopterin transporter 8, chloroplastic. The transcript has 2 exons. The record is from RefSeq and is a predicted model, not a curated record. Lineage: Eukaryota; Viridiplantae; Streptophyta; Magnoliopsida; Asterales; Asteraceae. The coding region runs from base 278 to 1927 and encodes 549 amino acids. Gene Ontology annotation, cellular component: membrane.